GCAUCAUUGCCAGCCCCAAUCGAGUUACAUCCAAGAACAAGUUUGUCUUUACUAUAAUACACACAGUGAGACAUAAAAAAAAAAAAAAAAUAAUUCAAAUAGUUAUCAACGAAAAAAAUGUGUAUAUAUAUCUUUUACAUGUUCAAUAGAAUUUUUUAAAAGCGAUUUAAUAAAACGUGCAUAUAAAAUAAAUAUAAAUAAAUAUAAAUAAAGAAAAAAAUAUAAACUGGUAUGUGAUAAAACGUAAAAUUGAAGGAAUUCAAGUGAGUUCGGAUUGAUGAAUCGAGUGAUUUGGUUUGUUUUGAACAAGUUGUGUCGAUACAGACAUAUACAAUUCUUGUUCAACUCUUUCAUGUUGUUUCAAGCGACAUUUAAAGGGAGUGUGAGUGAAAGGGGGUGGUAGUUGUUGUAGUAAUAGUAGUAGUGGUAGCUUGUGCUUGUGAAUCGAGUGAAGAAAAAGCUUUCCUGGGAGGUGACGGGUGGUACAAUAUAUAUAUAUUUAUUCCUUGCUAACUGUGGAGACUACUUUUGCUGAUAAAAUUGCAGAAGCAUCUUCUUUUUUUUUAUUAUUUUUUAUUCUGAGAUGGACGCGUGCGUUUUCUCGUGAAAAAGAGAAACAACUUCAAAGUGAUUUUUCUUCAAACUAUUUUCUAUUUUAUUUCAUUUAUAUUUUUAUUUGUUUUUUUUACUUUAUUUUUUUUAAAAACCAAACUCACGCUUGUCUCCUAUACCCAACUCAUUUUACACUCUUUCAUUAUUUUUAUUAUUUUUUUUUUCUUUCUCUUUCUCAUUUUUUUUUUUCAUUCAUUUUUUAGUAGAAAUUCGUUGGACCAAACGAACGUUCAAGUGUGUUUGCAAACGUCUCGAAUUGCCUAGUUUCUAUCCCUACACACCAAAUUCUCAAUAAAUUUUUUUUUCUCUUUAUUCAUACAUCUCUCUCUCUUUCUCUACCACAUUCGAUUUUUAUUAUUGCUUUCUUUGUAUUGCAUUAUUCGAACGAAAAACGUAUUUUUUAACAUUGGAAUUUGGAAAUGAUUGAGUGAACGACUUUGACAAGCACUUCUUCGACAAUUUUAUUUAUUUUUUAUUUUUCCUUCAAUUUUUUCUUAUUGACAGUUUUACAUUUCUUUAUUUUUUUCCUCAACCUUCUUUUUUUUUUUUUUCUUUCAUUCAUACACUUUUCAUCGUAUGCACUACAUGUACAGUGAUUGUUGAACAUUUAUAUUUAUCGUUGAUUUUUUUUUUCAUUUUUUUAAUCUUUUUUUUUUUAUUACUACAAUAAUAUACGAGCGCAGAUUUAACUUUCACCCUCUGAAAGUGUGUGUGUAUAUUUUCUUGGUGGUUGAAAAAAAAAAAAAAAUAAAAAAAUCAGCCCAAGUGAAAGAAUUUUACGAUGGUAAAUUACGAGAUUCGAGUGGAGUGCAUGAGCUCAAUGGAAGAGGAGUGUCUUAUUGAAAAACGUAGAAGUACAACCCUGAAGGAGUGCUCGGAUUUUCUUAAACUUGAGGGAUCCCCAAAGUACAGUCGUGAUGCUUUCAGAAAACUCUUUCAAGAUGAGGUGCUACUUGGAAAAUUGUUCAUGCUCUUCGAUCAAGACAGAGAUGGCAUGUUGAAACAAGACGAGUGGAUUGAAUUUCUCAAAGCACGCUUGACAAAUGACAAACAGAUGGACUUUAUUGAUCAACUUGAAAGUGUUGCUUAUGUAUUAUGUGGAGAAAAACCAGUUGAUUUAAAUACAUUUAAUAUUAUUUUUCACGCUAAAGGUGUGAUUGAUAAAUUAUACAGACUAAUUGAACAAGAAAAUUCUGGCUACGUUUUACCAAUUCAAAUCAUGGAGUUUAUUGCUGCAAUUAGUAGUCCCAGAUCACGAGCUGGAUUCGAUAAAGGCAAUCUGGAAUGGCUGGAGAAAAUCUUCAAGCAGACAGUUGGAAACGAGCGAGAAAUACGUCGCGAAGAAUUCAAGAAAAUCGUUAUAUCGAAAAACCCUUUUUUUACUGAACGAGUAUUUCAAAUAUUCGACAAGGACAAUUCAGGCUCAAUAUCUCUUCAGGAGUUUCUUGACGCGAUGCAUCAAUUUGCGGGUAAAACUCCGGAUGACAAGAUACGAUUUCUUUUUAAAGUCUACGACAUAGACGGUGACGGGUUGAUUCAGCACCGUGAACUCGAGCACGUGAUGAGAGCUUGCAUGGAAGAAAAUAGUAUGAAAUUUAGUGAUGAACAGAUUGAGGAUUUAACACUUGCCCUAUUUGAAGAUGCGGAUCAAGAAAACAGAGGAGCUAUCACGUUUGAAUCAUUGAAAAAGCAACUAGAAAAACACGAGGGUCUUCUUGAAAAUCUAUCAAUCAGUAUAGAUCGAUGGAUGGUACCACCAAAACCAGAAACAACUCGACGAAAUAAAAUAAGAUUUAUGGAUAUACUAAGACCAUAUCAACUGACAAAACCUUAUUUAAAAAAUAAUUAUGUAUUUAUUUUAUUUCUAUCAGUAUUUAUAAUAAUAAAUACAAUAUUAUUUUUAUCAAGAAUAUAUGAAUAUCGUCAUUCAAAUUGUUUUACCAUGGUUGCACGAGCUUGUGGUCAAUGUUUAAACUUUGAUUGCACAAUUAUUCUCGUCUUGAUGCUACGACAGUGUAUAACCUUUUUGAGAACUCAUGGUUUUAGUUCAAUUUUACCUCUUGAUCAUCAUAUUUAUCUUCAUAAAAUGGUGGGGGUUACAAUUGGUGUACUCAGUAUUAUUCACACAAUUGCUCAUCUUUUAAAUUUUGGUAUGGUAGUGGUUGAGGAUAAUAUUUUAAACAGUGAACAUUAUACAAUGUCAGAAUGGCUAUUGACAAGUAAACCUGGAUUAUUUGGUCUCAUUGGAGGUGUUGCUAAUCCAACUGGUAUAACAUUGAUUAUUAUUUUGAUUGUAAUGUCUGUUUGUUCAAUGCCAUUUGUUCGACGUGGUGGAUGCUUUGAAAUAUUUUAUUGGUCUCAUUUGUUGUAUAUACCAUUUUGGAUUUUAAUGAUAUUUCAUGGACCAAAUUUUUGGAAAUGGUUUGUUUUACCUGGUGCAAUAUAUGUUGUUGAACGUGUUAGGCGUUUCAUGUGGUUACGAUCUGAACGAGGAAAAACAUACAUCAGUUCAGGUCUUUUACUACCAUCACGGGUCACUCAUUUAGUAAUCAAACGUCCUCAACAUUUGGUUUUUCGUCCGGGUGAUUAUGUUUUUGUCAAUAUACCAGUUAUAGCACGCUACGAAUGGCAUCCUUUUACAAUCAGCAGUGCUCCCGAGCAAGAGGAUUACAUGUGGUUACAUAUAAGAGCCGUUGGUGAAUGGACAAAUACAUUGUAUGCAUAUUUUGAAAAAGAACAACAAAAACUUGAACGUGGUGAUAUUAUACCAAUUGAGUCUUGUAGAUCAGAAUCACAAAUGAGUUUACAAAAGAACAAGCCAAAAUCAACAACACUGAUGAUUGAAAAAGAUGGAUCAAACGUAUCCCUUGAGGAUCCAAGAGGCUUGGAUAACCCUCGUUUUAUUUCGGACAGUGGAAAAACGUCUUUGAGUUCUAGCAUCAACUCACCUACUUCUUAUUUGUCUGCUCCAGAACUACCAAACUCACAAGAUUUAGGACGAUCGCCUCGGGAUAGAAAGCUGAGACAGCUACUUCUUGGUAAUAAAAUACCCCUCGAAAAAUCAUUUUCAAUGCCAGACAUGCAGACUAAAUAUAAAAAAAGACAACGAUUAAUGGCACUACGAGAUUACAUGAGAUCAGAGUCAGAAAAAAGUUUUGAUGAGGCUCAAAUACGUCGAGCAAGACUCAAGUCACUUGGAUUAGCUUAUUUAAGUCCUCAAAAUAAAUCACUUGCACAAAGUUUUAGAUAUAUGAGAACAAAACCAACAAUCAUUGCAUUUAAAACACCAAGUUUAGAAAAUUAUCAUUAUGAAAUUAUGGAAAAUUCAUCAAACUCGAUGGAGGAAAAACAAGAGACAGCAACGACGGCUUCAUUGGCAGGGGCUGCUGAAGAGGGUCGACUUGAGAGGAAGAUCAAAAUGAUCGGACAGAGAACGAGUAUCAUGAUAGAUACAAAAAGUCAAUUUUCAUCUCAUCCAGCUAUGAACUAUCCCGUUGGUAAACCACUCGAGAUUUUACUGGAUGGUCCCUAUGGAGCACCCUCAAGUCACAUCUUCCAGGCUCAACAUGCCGUACUAAUCGCAACGGGAAUCGGAGUCACGCCUUUUGCCUCAAUUCUACAGUCGAUAAUGCACAGAUACUGGAAGGCAAGACACACCUGCCCCAAGUGCCAAUUCUCGUGGGCCAGUGAAAUACCUAUCACGGUCAUGAAUUUACGAAAGGUAGACUUUUUCUGGAUAAAUCGUGACCAACAUUCAUUCGAAUGGUUCGUGAAUCUAUUGUCCCAGCUUGAAAUUGAGCAAGCUGAACUUGGUGCAACUAUGGAACGUUUUCUUGAAAUGCACAUGUAUAUAACAAGUGCAUUACAAAAAAAUGAUAUGAAAGCUGUUGGUCUACAGCUUGCAAUGGAUUUAUUACAUGAAAAAGAAAAGCGUGAUCUUAUAACAGGAUUAAAAACACGUACAAAUGCUGGUAGACCAAAUUGGGAUAAGGUUUUUAAACAAUUACAAGAACGUAAAAAGGGUAAAGUUACUGUAUUUUACUGUGGACCACCACAACUUGGAAGAAUAUUACGUUAUAAAUGUGAUCAAUUUGGUUUUAAUUUUCGUAAAGAAACUUUUUAAUUUAAUAUUGCUAUUUAUUAUUUUCAACUGACAAUAUCCACAAAAAACAAAAAGACAAAGAUAAAUUGGUAUUCUCCAUUGAAUUUCGAAAUUAGUUGAUGCAUGUAACCUAAAUAUUUUAUACUCGUAGUGUAUGGUCCGGGUUUUAGUCGUCAUUUUAAGAGAUCCCACAUUGAUAAUCCGUCGAUUAAUAAUCGUCAGUAUGUCCACGACAGCCAGCAUACUGCGUAACCAACACAAUUCACAUGUAGGUGGUUUAUAUAUCUCACACCCUCAUCAUCAAACUAAUCGAUUGUAUAAAUAUAGCAAAAGCAAGCAAGAAGAUAUUCCCUUUGCGACACAUCAUGUCUAUGUCAUUUCAAAGGACACCCGAGAGCACUCACUAUAUUUUUUUUAUAUUUAUUUAUGCUUUGUCUAUAUAUUUACUCAUAUUAUUUUUUUUUUUC
This is a messenger RNA of Aphidius gifuensis, 5181 nucleotides long. RefSeq names its product NADPH oxidase 5 (gene Nox). Bases 1394 to 4735 code for a protein of 1113 amino acids. Gene Ontology annotation, molecular function: calcium ion binding; superoxide-generating NAD(P)H oxidase activity. Lineage: Eukaryota; Metazoa; Arthropoda; Insecta; Hymenoptera; Braconidae. The transcript is spliced from 18 exons. The record is from RefSeq and is a predicted model, not a curated record. Gene Ontology annotation, biological process: superoxide anion generation; defense response. Gene Ontology annotation, cellular component: NADPH oxidase complex; plasma membrane.